Arabidopsis arenosa is the source of this 2290-nucleotide messenger RNA. The record is from the annotation of a GenBank genome assembly. NCBI's taxonomy places the organism in Eukaryota, Viridiplantae, Streptophyta, Magnoliopsida, Brassicales, Brassicaceae.
GAAUCUCGAUUUGCCAUUGAUCUGAUCUCGACGAUGGCGGACAUCGUCAAGCAAAUCCUAGCGAAGCCGAUUCAACUGUCUGACCAGGUGGUCAAAGCCGCCGAUGAGGCUAGUUCCUUCAAGCAGGAGUGCGGCGAACUCAAGGCUAAGACCGAGAAGCUCGCCGGUCUUCUCCGUCAGGCUGCCCGUGCCAGCAACGAUCUCUACGAGCGACCCACUCGCCGUAUCAUUGAUGACACCGAGCAGAUGCUUGAGAAGGCUCUCUCUCUUGUCUUAAAGUGCCGAGCCAAUGGCCUCAUGAAGCGCGUCUUCACCAUCAUCCCCGCCGCCGCCUUCCGGAAGAUGUCUGCUCAGUUGGAGAACUCUAUCGGAGACGUUUCCUGGCUCCUCCGUGUCUCCGCUCCGGCGGAAGACCGUGGUGACGCUGGCUACCUUGGUCUUCCACCAAUCGCCGCCAACGAACCCAUCCUUUGCCUGAUCUGGGAGCAGAUUGCCAUUCUCUACACCGGAUCGCUUGAAGACCGCUCCGAUGCCGCUGCCUCGCUGGUAUCGCUGGCCCGUGACAACGAUCGCUACACGAAGCUAAUCAUAGAGGAAGGAGGUGUGGUGCCUCUCCUUAAACUGCUCAAGGAAGGGAAGCCCGAGGGGCAAGAGAACGCGGCGCGUGCGUUAGGAUUACUGGGCCGUGAUCCGGAGAGCGUGGAGCACAUGAUUCACGGCGGAGCUUGUUCCGUCUUCGGCAAAGUCCUCAAAGAAGGGCCGAUGAAAGUCCAGGCGGUUGUUGCGUGGGCUACGUCGGAGCUUGUGUCCAAUCACCCCAAGUGCCAAGACGUCUUCGCUCAGCACAAUGCCAUUCGGCUACUCGUUGGCCACUUGGCCUUCGAAACGGUGCAAGAGCACAGCAAAUACGCCAUUGCCACUACCAACAAAGCUACUUCCAUUCACCACGCCGUCGCUCUCGCCAAGGAAAAUCCUAAUUCCACCUCCGCCACCGCCUUGCCCAAGGGCCUUGAUGAGGAUCAGAGCUCGAUUCCUCAUCCUACAGGGAAGCAAAUGCCGAAUCAGAUGCACAAUGUGGUCGUCAACACCAUGGCUGUUAGGGCAAACCCUCCGAGGAAAUCGACUAGCAACGGUGUGAGCCAGAGUAAUGGUGUAAAGCUACCUAGCAAUCUACAGCAGCACCAGAAUACAACUUCGAGCGCAUCCAAGACUCGAGAGCUGGAAGACGCAGCUACCAAGUGUCAGAUUAAGGCAAUGGCUGCCAGAGCGCUGUGGAAGCUGGCGAAAGGCAAUUCCACCAUCUGCAAAAGCAUCACAGAGUCCAGAGCUCUCCUCUGCUUCGCUGUUCUGAUUGACAAGGGCAACGAGGAGGUCAGAUACAACUCAGCUAUGGCGUUAAUGGAGAUUACGGCCGUUGCAGAGCAGGACGCUGAUCUAAGACGCUCCGCAUUCAAGCCCAAUUCCCCGGCCUGCAAGGCUGUGGUGGAUCAAGUGCUUAAAAUCAUCGAGAUCGCGGAUUCUGAGCUACUCAUCCCCUGCAUCAGAACCAUAGGGAACCUUGCUAGAACUUUCAGAGCAACCGAGACACGGAUGAUUGGGCCUCUGGUGAAGCUUCUGGACGAAAGAGAGCCCGAAGUGACAGUGGAAGCCGCAGUUGCCCUCACGAAGUUCGCCUGCACUGAUAAUUACUUGCAUAAAGAUCACUCGAGGGGCAUUAUAGAAGCUGGAGGGGGCAAACAUUUGGUUCAGUUGGCCUACUUUGGAGAGAGUGGCGUUCAGAUUCCGGCAUUAGAGCUCCUCUGCUACAUAGCACUCAAUGUUCCAGACAGCGAACAGCUGGCGAAGGACGAGGUUCUGGCAGUGUUGGAGUGGGCUUCGAAGCAGUCAUGGGUGACACAGCUGGAGAGAUUAGAAGCACUGUUGCUGGAGGCAAAGAGCAGACUGGACCUUUACCAGUCAAGAGGAUCGAGGGGUUUCAAUUUCAAUUGAUUCAUUGUUUCGAUUUUGAUGUUGAUUUCUUGAACAGCGAAUGCAGAAUACGUACCUUGUUGUUUAAUACCUUACCCGUGUAAAUCAAAAACAAAAAGGCUUUUGAGCUUUUUGUAGUUGAGUUUCUCUGGCUGAUCUUUUCUGUACAGAUUCCUAUAUCUGCAGACGAUAUCAUUGAUUAUUUAUUUGAGCAUCGUGUAAUUUGGUAUGGAGCUGAAUGUAUCAAUGUGUGUGGAGACAACGAGAAAGGAUGACUGAGGGAGGGAUGACUCCCAUGUCAAAAUAUAUGAGUAUAAGAGGC